AUGGCGCGCGCGCGCGGCAGGCUCCGCAAAGCAGCUGAGACCGCCACUCCUAGACGAUCGACACGUAGAGGCAGGGCCUCACAGCAAGAUGAAGACGUACCAGCUAUUUUCCAGGAGAUGCUACUCGAGGAGGAGGCCGCUGCCAAGGCCACCAGUACAGACGAGGAUGAACGUCCAGUUAAGAAGAGGAAGACGGCGCGUUCUCAAACAAGUUCAAGCCCUGUCGUAAAGCCUUCGCAUGUGAAAGCUACGGUUGUGAAAGGGACCGAACCUGCACCGUCCAUAAGAUCGCGCAAAGAUGCUUCGCUCGAACCAGAGACACCAUUGUACAGUCUUACACAUCCGCCUGCCACCGCAGGGUCCAUGCCGCCCGAUGUCGCGCCUUCCAGCGGUCGCAUACUACAAACCGUGAUAGACUCCGACGAGUCAGAUGACAGCGAUGAGGAGUGGGAAGACGCCCUCGCAGAUGGAGACGAGGCGGACGAACAUGAAGAGACUGAAUCAGUCAUACCUCAGGUCGCUGGCAUCUCCAUCACGCUCGGAGCGAACAAGGAUGCAGAACCUGCUCCCAAGAGAAGAAUCCGCAGACGAGCCAUCACAUCUGUAGACAAGAAGAAGCGGCUGGACAUUCAUAAGAUGCACGUUCUAUGUUUGCUCUAUCACGUUUAUCGUAGGAAUGCAUGGUGCAACGACUUGCGGGUGCAGUCCGCGCUGCGAAAGCUGGUACCACCCAAGACAUUGCAGAAUCUCGUCCCAAAUCCCGAUCUCACACAAUACUCUGCUUCGAAGCGCUUCAUUGAUGGAAUGAACGAGCUCAAGGUUCUGUGGAACAAGCGCUUCAAACUUACUGCUCAGGGCAUGUACAAGCCAAAAUGGGCAGAGGCAGAUGCCCAUGUCCGACCAUUCUCUGAUUUCGAUGAACUUGAUGACCCCAUGGACAAGGACGAUUUUCGCAGAACGGCGCAUACCUUGCAGGGCUCGCAAGAUGUUGGCACUCAACUUUUCUGUGCCCUGCUUCGUGCCAUCGGUGUCGAAGCCAGACUCGUGUGUUCCUUGCAGCCACUGCCAUUCGCCUCGUCUGCUCAGCCUUCUACCCCGCAGAAGACAACUUCGCAGAAGAAUACCAUAGUUCUGGAUCCAUAUAAUAAGCAAGAAGCUGCCUCGUCUAGCAAGUCCAGGGCUGUCACACCAUCUCGGCCCAGGAAGCUCUCGCGCAUGGAAAGGGUCAUGGGCGAACGACACGCCGUCCUCAACAAGACGGGCGUAGCUUUGCAAAGACAGAAGGCGUACCAUACACCAUAUCCGGUAUAUUGGGUGGAGGUGUUCAACACUGCGCACCAGAAGUGGGUUGCUAUAGACACUCAUUCGACGUUCACGGUGAACUCGCCCGAGAAGCUCGAACCACCACUCAGUCAUGCGCAAAAUAGUCUCACAUACGCCAUCGCCUAUGAAGAAGACUACACGGCAAAAGACGUUACACGACGUUAUGCCAAGGCAUAUAAUGCAAAGACGCGCAAAUUUCGUAUUGAAUGUACACCCAAUGGGGCAGAGUGGUGGCGGAAAGCAAUGAAGUUCUUCAAACGGAUGGUCCCUCUCGAUAGGGACCAGGUCGAAGAUGCAGCACUUGCCCGCAAAGAGGCAUCUGAGGGCAUUCCUAAGAACGUGCAAGACUUCAAGAACCACCCUGUAUAUGUGCUUGAAAGGCAUCUGAAGCACAACGAAGUCAUACACCCCAUGGAUCCAAUCGGUAAGAUCAACGUGGGUACAGGCAUGAACCCCAAAAUGGAGUCCAUCUAUCGUCGAAACAAUGUACACACUGUUCGAAGCGCAGACAAGUGGUACCGUAUGGGCCAGGACGUCAAGGAUGGCGAACAGCCGUUGAAACACGCCAAGCCAAAGAGAGGCAGACAGAUGUCAGUCAAUCUUGACAUGGAUGUCGAUGACCAGCAAGAAGAAAUUGGUGCUGGACUAUACGCCAAAUUCCAGACUCGACUCUACGUCCCACCACCUGUGGUGAAAGGCCGUGUUCCUCGCAAUGUAUAUGGCAAUCUGGAUCUCUAUGUCCCAUCCAUGUGCCCACCAGGCGGAACACACAUCCGGCACAAAAUCGCUUCGAAAGCAGCACGCAUCGUUGGUGUCGACUAUGCAGACGCAGUGACUGGUUUCUCCUUCAAAGGUCGACACGGCACUGCGAUUGUGCAAGGUGUGGUGGUAGCGUCAGAGUACGCUGAAGCAGUGCAGGAGGUCAUUGAUGGCAUGAUCUACCAACAAGAAGAAGCCGCGAACGCUGCACGCAGUCGGGAGUCAUUGCGUCUCUGGCGGAGGUUCUUCCUUGGCUUACGCAUUGCCCAAAGGGUCAAUGCAAUGGAGAUUGAUGGCGAAAAAGGCCCGUCGAUGGAUGUGGAUGUGCAGCAAGAAAUUGAUCGCGAGGACGAGCAGAUGGUCGAGGGAGAAAUGGCUGGUGGUUUCUUUCCGGACGAAGCUGACUUUGCGCAACCCCCGCGAGUUGAGCGUGCGUAUGAGCCGCCACAGCAAGAAUACGGAGGGGGCGGCUUCAUGGCUGAUGAUGACGAGGAUGAAGGGGGAGGGUUCAUACCAGAGAGGGACGAUGACGACGACGCUGUGAAAGCUCCCAUCAGCAUGAAUCGCGAGCACAGUUUUGAAAGCUCGAUCUUGGACUCUCAUCAGCUUCGCCCGCGGCGCAGGAGUAGUUUCGCAGACGACUUUGUAUUGGAAGAGGAGGAGGAUGAGGAAGGAAGUGCUGGGUCUACACGCGACCAAUCUGACGCUGAGCCUGCCAAUGACGACGAGAAUGCCGAAACCCACAUCGCCCAGGAUGAAGCCGCUGUAGAUGGAGGCGGGGGGUUCCUACCAGAAGAUGCAGACGCAGACGUGAAUAUGGUCGACCAGCCUCCACAGGAAGCGAGCCCAGUUCCAAGGGACCCAGGCACUGAGGACGCCGAGAUGCCACCAGAAUCCUCUCCAUCAGACACCGGGUCGCUCCCGCUCGAAGAUCCAGAAGACGAAGAUGCUGAUCCUGACUGGCUCGUCGAUGCCACAUAG
Molecule: messenger RNA, 3063 nt
Organism: Parastagonospora nodorum SN15
Lineage: Eukaryota; Fungi; Ascomycota; Dothideomycetes; Pleosporales; Phaeosphaeriaceae
Exons: 1
Coding region: 1-3063 (1020 amino acids)
Biological process (GO): mismatch repair; nucleotide-excision repair
Cellular component (GO): cytoplasm; nucleotide-excision repair factor 2 complex; XPC complex
Molecular function (GO): single-stranded DNA binding; damaged DNA binding
Source: RefSeq, a predicted model, not a curated record